CGCUAUUCCUUGUCGCGAGCGGCUUCGCGCGCGCGCGCCCCGCACGUGUCGCCCGUCACACCUAGUCCCUCUCGGAUUGGGCCUUGCGCGCCCGUAGCCCACGCGUCGCCUUCCUCGCGCCCUUGCUGGAUGCUGACUCCCUCGCGCGCGUGCUCAUCCGUGGUCAGUACUCCUACGCCCGUUAGGAUUGGGUCGCCCGCGCUUUCCCCGUACUUGCGCGCCAUCGUGCGCCUACCUUCGCUGUCGCUCAGCUGCCGCGCGUCCUCGCCACCUGCGCGA
This is a messenger RNA of Striga hermonthica, 279 nucleotides long. The record is from the annotation of a GenBank genome assembly. Lineage: Eukaryota; Viridiplantae; Streptophyta; Magnoliopsida; Lamiales; Orobanchaceae.